CACAGAUGAGGGUCUCUUUUUCAGCUUUUUUUCCUUUCGAUUUUGAUUUGAAUGUGUAGGUGUUGAAAUGGCGUCAAGUUCAGCGAGUAAUCUGAGGAUUGCUCUGCCAGGAAAGAAUGGAUCAGAAAACAGACGAUCAUCAGAUGGAUCAUCAGUGGAUGGUUCAAAAAGAGGAGACGACAAAGAGAAGAAGGAUUCUGAUCUCAGUGAGAGCACAAAAACAGCAAGUGAUGGAGUGACGACUACUGGAAAAGCAAAGCUGAACAUUGUGCUGUGUGGAAAUAAUCCAACACUCAAGAACUCAGUGUCUAAAAUGUUUAGAGGGAAACCAAGUAAAUCUCAGAAAGAGAUGAGUAAAGUGUGUCAGAAGAGAGAGGGAACGAUUCAUGGACGACAGAUCAGUGUAAUAGAGCUUCCAGCUCUCACUCGGCUCUCAGAGGAGGAAGUGAUGCGGGAGACUUUACAAUGUCUGUCUCUCUGUGAUCCUGGAGUUCAUCUUUUCAUCCUCAUUACCUCUGUCUGUCCUCUUACUAAUGAAGACAAAGCAGAAAUGGAGAAGGUUAAAAGAAUAUUUAAUUCUAAUGAGCACUUCAUGGUGCUUUUCACUACAGAAAUUGACCAAAGUGUCAUAGAUUUUGUGAGUCUCUAUGGGAGCUGGCACAGCGUGGUGCCGUUAAAGGACCAGAGGAACUCAGAAAAGAUCUCAGACUUGUUUGAUCGUAUAGAGAGCAUGAAGACUGAUCCCUAUUCUCUUCAGACAUAUAUAAGAGCUCCAGAGAAAAGAGUCAGACAGGAACUGGAGGAGAAACUGACAGUGAAAGAUAAUGAAAUCAAAGAGUUACAGAAGAAGAUCAAGACAGUGGAGUGUGUGAAGCUGAAUCUGGUUGUGUGUGGGAGUAACAGAGAGUUAAAAUCCUUCAUAUUAAACCUGAUCCUGAAUCAGAGUGAGAGAAGAUCAGAGCUCAGCUCAGAGUGUGUGAGGAGAGACGUGGAGCUUCAUGGACGUCUGAUCAGUCUGGUGGAGCUUCCAGCUCUGUUCAACACUCAGCUCUCAGAGGAGGAAGUGAUGCGUCAGACUCACCGCUGUGUGUCUCUCUGUCAUCCUGGAGUUCAUGUUUUCAUCAUCAUCAUUCCUGAUGCUCCAAUUAGCAAUGAAGACAAAACAGAAAUAGAGGAGAUCCAGAGGAUAUUCAGCUCAAGAAUCAACAAACACAUCAUGAUCCUCAUAAAGCAGAAUUCAGAGCAUCAGACAGAAAAACUGAAUGAAGAAACACAGUCUGUCAUUGAGAGAUUUGGAGGACGACAUCAUUUCAUUAGGUCUAAAACACAAGUGUCUGUGUUGAUGGAGAAACUGGAGCAGAUGGUUGAGGAAAAUAGUGGUGUUUGUUUCUCCACAGAGACAUUGAUGAUGCUGAAAUUUGAAGAAUUAAAAAGGAGAAUCCAUCCAUUAGAGAGUUUGUUUCGGUUACAAGAUUCAAGUGAACGAGAAGAUGAUCUGAGGAUUGUGCUGCUGGGAAAAACUGGAGCUGGGAAGAGUUCAACUGGAAACACCAUCUUAGGAAGAAAAGCAUUUAAAGCAGAAGCAGCUCAUGAGUCUGUCACUAAAGUGUGUCAGAAAGUGAGAGCUGAAAUCAAUGGCAGACACAUUACUGUAAUCGACACUCCAGGACUGUUUGAUACUGAACAUAGUAAUGAAGAAAUACAGAGAGAAAUCAGCAACUGCAUCCCCAUGAUCCUGCCUGGACCACAUGUGUUCAUCAUUGUGAUCAAUUUAGGACAACGAUUCACUCAAGAGGAGGAAAAAUCAGUGAAGAUCAUCCAAGAGACAUUUGGUGAAAACUCUUUAAAAUACACCAUGGUGCUCUUCACCAGAGGAGAUGAUCUGAAUGAUAAAACCAUUGAACAGUUUCUGGGAAAACCUGGAUCUGCUUUGAAUCAGAUGAUUGAAUCGUGUGGAAACAGAUUCCAUGUGUUCAAUAAUAAACAGACUGGAGACCAAACACAGGUGACUGAUCUACUGCAGAAGAUAGACAACAUGGUGAAAGUAAACGGAGGGAGUUACUACUCAUGUAAGAUGUUCAGAGAGAUGGAAAGAGAAUUACAAGAAAAACAAAAAAAGAUACUGAUGGAGAAAGUGGAGCAAGUGAACAGAGAAAAAGAAGAACUGAUGAACAAACAUGAAGAAGAGAAAAAGAAGAUGACGAUGGUGAUGGAGAAAGAAAGACAGAAUCAUGAGAAAAAGAGAAAGAGAAAAGAAGAAGAAUUUAUUGAGAGAGAAGAACGGUAUAAAAGAGACAUUAAAGAAAGAGAGGAUCAAGAGAGAACAAUACGAGAAGAGCUGAAGAAAGAACGAGAGGAAUGGGAUAAACAGAAACAACAGGAAAGACAAAGAAGAGAAGAAGACGAGGAGAAAUGGAGAAGGAAAGAACAGGAAAUGUGGGAUGAAUGUAAUCAGAGACUUAAACAGGUAGAAAAGAGAAUGGAAAGAGAGAAAGAAGUUCUUCUUUCCAAACAUGAAGAAGAGAAAGUGAGACUGAAGAUGAUGAUGGACAAAGAAAGACAGAAUCACGACAAAGAGACAAAGAGAAGAGAAGAGGAAUAUGUCAAAGCUGAAGAACAAUACAGAAGAGAUAUUCAAUACAUAGAGAAACAAGAAAGAAAGAUACGAGAGGAGAUGAGGAGAGACCGAGAGGAAUGGGAGAAACAGAAACAACAGGAAAGACAAAGAGAAGAAGAGAAAGAAACGCAUACAUUUACUGAACUUCAGACACAAAUUCAAGAGGUUCAGCCCACAAACAAUGAUGAAGAUUCACCAGAUUCAGGAUGUUUGAGAAUCUUGCUGUUUGGGAGGACAGGAGGUGGAAAGUCUGCCACAGGAAACACUAUCCUCGGAAAUGAUGAGUUUCACAGUGAAGCCAGUUCACAGUUGGUGACCACUGUUUGUCAGAAGGGAGUUGGUGAAGUUGAUGGUCAAUCAGUAGCUGUUAUUGAUACUCCAGGACUCUUUGACCCCUCACUGACAAAAGAACAAAUGCAGGAAGAAAUAAUUAACUGUAUUUCACUGUCAGCACCUGGACCACAUGUGUUCAUCAUUGUGCUGAGUGUGGGAAGAUUCACACCAGAGGAGAAAGACACUUUAGACAUGAUCAAGAUGAUCUUUGGCCCAAAAGCAGCAGAUUUCUGCAUUGUCCUCUUCACUAGAUUAGAUAGUCUGAGAGGACAAACAAUAAAACAAUAUGUAGACAGAAGCAAAAAUGAUGAACUCAAGAAACUGAUCAGUGACUGUGGAAACAGAUUCCUGGCUUUUAACAACACAGAAACACAAGAUCAGACACAAGUUACUCAGCUGGUAAAUAUGAUAGAAGAGAUGAAUCAGGGCCAAACUUUCACUAAUGAGAUUUUCAAGGAGGUAGCGGUCUCUAUUGAACAGAGAAUGGAAAUGAUAGAAGAGAAUGAAAGAAAGAUUCAGACUCAAGUUGAAGAAUUAGAAGCCAGAUAUGACACGAAAGACCAUCGAAUGAGAAUGAGACUGGAGGAGAAGAAACAAAAGAUAGAUGAGGAAAGAGAAAGGCCAGAAAACAAGUUCAGAAAAAGAGAGGAAACACUCAGGAGAGAGUUUGAGGAGAAAGAAAAAUCAGAGCAGAAGAAACGAGAGACGGAGGAUCAGAAACGAUCAGAAGAGGAGAAACAGCAAAGAGCUGAAUAUGAUAAAAGAAUAGAGGAGAUGAAGAGAGAGAUUGAAAAUCAGAGAAUACAGUAUGAAAAACAACAAAAAGAAAGAGAAGAAGAAGAUAGAAAGAAAGAAGAAGAAUAUAAACAAGAUCAAGAAAAGAUGAAAAAUGAUCAUGAACGUAUUAUAGCAGAAUUACAGAUGAAACAGAAAGAGGAAAUAAAAAAGAGAGAUUCAGAGGAACAAAUGAGGAAAAAACAAGAAAAGAGAGAGAGAAGAAUGGAAGAAAAAUAAAAGAGGCUGAAAAUGACAAAGAGACUCAAGAGGAAAUUAAACGACAGCAGAGAGAAUGGGAGGAAGAGAAGGAACAACAGAUGAGAGAACGAGAGGUAGAGG
This is a messenger RNA of Labeo rohita (rohu), 4066 nucleotides long. RefSeq names its product reticulocyte-binding protein homolog 2a-like. Lineage: Eukaryota; Metazoa; Chordata; Actinopteri; Cypriniformes; Cyprinidae. The transcript is spliced from 6 exons. Gene Ontology annotation, molecular function: GTP binding. The coding region runs from base 68 to 3964 and encodes 1298 amino acids. The record is from RefSeq and is a predicted model, not a curated record.